This is a messenger RNA of Labrus bergylta (ballan wrasse), 1076 nucleotides long. It is a transcript of the gene btf3, whose product is annotated as basic transcription factor 3. NCBI's taxonomy places the organism in Eukaryota, Metazoa, Chordata, Actinopteri, Labriformes, Labridae. The record is from RefSeq and is a predicted model, not a curated record. Gene Ontology annotation, cellular component: nascent polypeptide-associated complex; cytosol.
CUCUCUCGCUUCCAUCUUGCUCCCCGCAUGUGUCUGCAGUUAGUUUACAGGUCAGUGAGGAGCUUUAAAUACCUUCUUCCCUGCACUGUUUCCCCUCGAUACGACGGCCAGAGAUGAAAGAAGCAGCGAUGAAUCAAGAAAAACUCGCUAAACUACAGGCCCAAGUCCGCAUCGGCGGAAAGGGCAGUGCUCGCAGAAAGAAGAAGGUCGUACACAGAACAGCCACCGCAGACGACAAGAAGCUCCAGUUCUCCUUAAAGAAGCUCGGUGUCAACAACAUUUCUGGUAUUGAGGAGGUCAACAUGUUUACAAAUCAAGGAACGGUCAUCCACUUCAACAACCCCAAAGUGCAGGCCUCCCUCGCCGCCAACACCUUCACCAUCACCGGCCACGCUGAGACCAAACAGCUGACCGAGAUGCUGCCUGGCAUCCUGAACCAGCUGGGAGCAGACAGCCUGACGAGCCUCAGGAGACUGGCCGAGGCUCUGCCCAAACAGGCUGUAGAUGGAAAAGCGCCAAUUGCAACAGUAGAAGAAGAGGAUGAUGACGUUCCAGAUCUGGUGGAGAACUUCGAUGAAGCAUCCAAGGACGAGGCGAACUAGAGCAAACCAGGAGGGGGGGGGGGGGGAGACUCCUUUUAGAGUGUCAAUACUUGACCAGGACCAUGAGGGGAACAAGAUGUGUUUUUUUUUUGUCUAUUUCAGGAGGUGGAGAGUUAAAAUACCCUGCGAGGAAGAAUCUGUCGACAUGUGGCGGUGAGCGUGAUCUGUGCCACACCUGAAGCGAGUUUUACACUCUGAGUCCUCAGCGCUGUUAGAAAGCAGGGGCAGGAGUUUGAAACAGUGAGGUGUUUUUCAGUGUUGACUUCACCUCUUGUUUCUCCAUCAGACUGUGUUAAUGCUUGUUGUGCUCUGUGGUCUGUUUGUCAAGUUAAAAAACAAAAGAGAGAGAGAGACUGUGUGUAAAGUGUCUCUCCUGUUGUACAUCUGUUUCCUCCGUGUUACUGAACCUGAACUCUCUGUGGCCUCGCUCAAACCACCGUAUCUGGAAUAAACCUUUGCUACUGUCGAUACACA